AUGCCUAUCUCCAAGAUCCACGCCCGCUCUGUUUACGACUCCCGCGGUAACCCUACCGUUGAGGUGGACGUCGUCACCGAGACUGGUUUGCACCGUGCUAUCGUUCCCUCUGGUGCUUCCACUGGCCAGCACGAGGCUCACGAGCUCCGUGACGGUGACAAGACCCACUGGGGUGGAAAGGGUGUUCUCAAGGCUGUCGCCAAUGUCAAUGACACCAUUGCCCCCGCCGUCAUCAAGGAGAACCUCGAUGUCAAGGACCAGUCCAAGGUCGACGAGUUCCUGAACAAGCUUGAUGGAACUGCCAACAAGUCUAACCUCGGUGCUAACGCCAUCCUCGGUGUCAGCUUGGCCAUUGCCAAGGCUGGUGCCGCUGAGAAGGGUGUCCCUCUCUACGCUCACAUCUCCGACCUCGCCGGUACCAAGAAGCCCUAUGUGCUUCCUGUCCCCUUCCAGAACGUCCUGAACGGUGGCUCUCACGCUGGUGGCCGUCUGGCUUUCCAAGAGUUCAUGAUUGUUCCUUCCUCUGCCCCCUCUUUCUCCGAGGCUCUCCGCCAGGGUGCUGAGGUCUACCAGAAGCUCAAGGCUCUCGCCAAGAAGAAGUACGGCCAGUCUGCUGGCAAUGUUGGUGACGAGGGUGGUGUUGCUCCCGAUAUCCAGACUGCUGAGGAGGCUCUUGACCUCAUCACUGAGGCCAUUGAGCAGGCCGGUUACACUGGCCAGAUGAAGAUUGCCAUGGACGUUGCUUCCAGCGAAUUCUACAAGGCUGAUGUCAAGAAGUACGACCUUGACUUCAAGAACCCCGACAGCGACUCCUCCAAGUGGCUCACCUACGAGCAGCUGGCCGACCUCUACAAGACUCUUGCCAGCAAGUACCCCAUUGUCAGCAUUGAGGACCCCUUCGCUGAGGACGACUGGGAGGCCUGGAGCUACUUCUACAAGACUUCUGACUUCCAGAUUGUUGGUGAUGACUUGACCGUCACCAACCCCCUGCGUAUCAAGAAGGCUAUCGAGACCAAGGCUUGCAAUGCUCUCCUGCUCAAGGUUAACCAGAUCGGUACCCUUACCGAGUCCAUCCAGGCUGCCAAGGACUCUUACGCCGACAACUGGGGUGUCAUGGUUUCCCACCGUUCCGGUGAGACUGAGGAUGUCACCAUUGCCGAUAUCGCUGUUGGUCUCCGCUCUGGCCAGAUCAAGACCGGUGCUCCUGCCCGUUCCGAGCGUCUGGCCAAGCUGAACCAGAUCCUCCGUAUCGAGGAGGAGCUUGGCGACAACGCCGUCUAUGCUGGCGAAAAGUUCCGCACUUCUGUCAACCUUCUGCUUUCUUUACAACGGCACUUUACUGACAAUUCCUACUUUUCUGUCGCAGACGAUGAGGAGGACAGUGCUUCCCCUCCUCCUGUGGCUCCCCGUCGCAGGUUCGAUGAUGAGGAAGAAGAGGAGGUUCUAGACUCCUGGGACGCCGCCGAAGACUCCGAAGUAGAGCGGGAAAAGGCAGCCAAGGCGGCCGAAGCCAAAGCUAAGGCUGAUGCUGAGGCUGCGGCAAAGAAGAAGAGCAAGUCGCAGCGUAUACAGGAGCACCAGGAGGAGCGCAAAAAGAAGGCCGAGGAGGAAGAGUCCGAGAGCGAGGAUGAGGAUGAUUCCGACAAGAGAGCCCGUCUGCGCCGCGCCCAGAAGGAUGCUGAUCUCAAGCACGCCGAGGAUCUGUUCGGUGAUAUCGACCUCAACCGGAACCGCGGAGCUCCCAAGGCUAUCGUUAUUAGUGACUCGGCCGACCCGACGCAGGCCGUCGAUCUCUCUGCCAUGCCUCUGUUCAAGCCUACUACUAAGGACCAGUUCGCUCGUUUGACUUCCACCCUUAUCCCCCUCCUGACUCCCCAUUCGAAGAAGCCUCACUAUUCCCUGUGGGCGCAGGAGUUCGCUAAGCAGCUUGUCAAGGAGCUGAACAGUGCCGAUGUCAAGAAGAUCGCUAGUGCUAUGACAACUAUGAGCAACGAGAAGAUGAGAGAGGAGCGCGCUGCUGACAAGGGUAGCAAGAAGACUAAGGCGGCCAAGACGAAGGUGUCGCUGGUUACCUCCAGAGACAACAAGCUUGAUGCUGAUUAUGAUAAUGGUGAUGAUGGAUUGGGUGACGACGAUUUCAUGUGA
Molecule: messenger RNA, 2145 nt
Organism: Aspergillus nomiae NRRL 13137
Lineage: Eukaryota; Fungi; Ascomycota; Eurotiomycetes; Eurotiales; Aspergillaceae
Exons: 7
Coding region: 1-2145 (714 amino acids)
Biological process (GO): glycolytic process
Cellular component (GO): cytoplasm; eukaryotic translation initiation factor 3 complex; phosphopyruvate hydratase complex
Molecular function (GO): magnesium ion binding; phosphopyruvate hydratase activity; translation initiation factor activity
Source: RefSeq, a predicted model, not a curated record